AUGACAUUGAUCUCCAAUUCCCACGAAUCCUCGAUCCACGACGCGGCGUUGGAUUACUACGGCAAGCGUUUGGCCACCUGCUCGUCCGAUCAAACCAUCAAGAUCUUUGAAAUUGAAGGUGAGACUCAUAAAUUGGUGGAUACUUUAAAACAACAUGACGGGGCGGUUUGGCAAGUCAGCUGGGCGCACCCAAAGUUUGGGGUCAUCUUGGCGUCGGCUUCAUUUGAUGGGAAAGUGAUUAUCUGGAGAGAAGAAAACGGGAAAUGGAAAUCACUUUUGGAACACACCGUCCAUAAAGCGUCGGUCAAUAGUGUUGAAUGGGCGCCUCAUGAAUACGGGGCCGUAUUGCUUUGUGCUUCUUCUGAUGGACAAGUGUCAAUAUUCGAAGUGAAAGAAAACGGUACCACUCACAACGUUGUGUUCCCAGCUCAUGAAGCAGGGGUGAAUUCGGCAUCUUGGGCCCCAGUGAGCACCAACAAAACCGGCACCACCAUCACAAGUCCAACCGAACCAUCUGAACCAUUGAAGAGAUUUGUCACCGGUGGGUGCGAUAACUUGGUUAAGGUCUGGAACUGGGACUCUGUUAAUAACAAGGCCACUUUGGAAAGCACUUUGGAAGGCCAUGCCGAUUGGGUCAGAGACGUUGCCUGGUCAUCAUCGGUGUUAUUCAAAUCUUAUAUUGCUUCUUCAUCAUUAGACAAAAGCGUGAUCAUCUGGACACAAGAAAACAACAAGGGUCCUUGGAAAAAGCAAUAUUUGACCAAAGAUAAGUUUGCCGAAGCCACUUGGAAGGUCAGUUGGUCAUUGUCUGGUAACAUUUUGGCGGUAUCAAGUGCUGAUAAUAAGAUUACUCUUUGGAAAGAAAAUUUGUCUGGAGAAUGGGAGUCUGCCGGUGAAGUUGAUCAAUAG
Molecule: messenger RNA, 909 nt
Organism: Saccharomycopsis crataegensis
Lineage: Eukaryota; Fungi; Ascomycota; Saccharomycetes; Ascoideales; Saccharomycopsidaceae
Gene: SEC13
Product: GTPase-activating protein SEC13
Exons: 1
Coding region: 1-909 (302 amino acids)
Biological process (GO): protein import into nucleus; positive regulation of TOR signaling; COPII-coated vesicle budding
Cellular component (GO): nuclear pore outer ring; COPII vesicle coat
Molecular function (GO): protein binding; structural molecule activity
Source: RefSeq, a predicted model, not a curated record